UCGUCACUACAUCCUCGUUCUGUCGCCCAGUUCUAUCUUCUAGGUGUGAAAAAGCAGAAAAAAAGGAGGAGAGAGAGAGAGAGAGAGAGAGAGAGAGAGAGAGAGAGAGAAGAGUCUCUAAAUGUUAUUUCCUCUCAGCUUCGGAGUUCGAUUAUUGAAUAUUGAUUAGAGAGAUACGUUAUUUUAUGCCAUCAAUUGUUAUUGAAGAAAGCGUAUGCCUCCUGAGUGAGUUUUAAGACUCUUGAGGACGAAAGAGGGAAUUUGGGUGGUUGGUUGGUCGGUGCUGGCCGGAAAAAAUGACGACGAGAGCAGCAUCAGGGAGGUUGCCGACAUGGAAGGAAAGAGAAAACAACAAGAGGAGGGAGAGAAGGAGAAGGGCUAUCGCUGCUAAGAUAUACACUGGUCUCAGGGCACAGGGCAACUACAAACUUCCCAAGCACUGCGACAACAACGAGGUCUUGAAAGCUCUCUGUGCUGAAGCUGGUUGGGUCGUCGAAGAAGAUGGCACCACUUAUCGCAAGCAGGGAUGCAAGCCACACCAAACUGAAUUCGCGGGCACUUCAACCAACAUCAGUCCAUGUUCUUCGCAUCAACCAAGCCCAGCAUCUUCUUCAUUCCCAAGCCCUGUUCCUUCCUACCAUGCAAGUCCAGUUUCUUCUUCCUUUCCAAGCCCUUCCCGUUAUGAUGCCAACGCAUCGUCCUCUUAUCUGCUACCAUUCCUCCGCAACUUGGCCUCCAUCCCUUCUUCCCUUCCACCUCUGCGCAUCUCCAACAGCGCGCCUGUUACUCCGCCACUCUCAUCCCCAACCAACAGAACUCCAAAGAUGAGGCCUGACUGGGGGGAUUCCCUCUCCAACAGUUCCUCCAUGGCCUCCUUCCGCCACCCACUUUUCGCCGCUUCAGCCCCUGCAAGCCCAACUCGUCGCCAACAUUUCCAUCCUGCCACUAUACCCGAAUGCGACGAGUCCGACACCUCUACUGUGGAUUCCGGCAGAUGGGUCAGCUUCCAAACGGUAGCAUCACUACCUUCUGCAGCUCCGGCGUCUCCUACCUUCAAUCUGGUGAAGCCCAUGGUGGCUCAGAAUAACUCGCCCCAGGAUGACUCCGCCGCAGGGAUAGUUUGGGGGCGAGGACCGGAGUUCGAGUUUGAGAGCGGAAGAGUGAAACCAUGGGAAGGUGAGAGGAUUCAUGAAAUUGGAGUGGAUGAUCUGGAGCUGACACUGGGGAGCGGCAAGGCUCGGAAUUGAAGGUUGGAAGAACUAAAGAUUAGAAAGGAAAAAAGCUCUUUCUUUUGAUAGUGUGGGUUUUUUCACUCAUCACUGGUUUUCCUUUUCUUGAAGAUUUGGUUUUGUUUUGAUGCUGUACUGUGUUAUGGUUCCGAUCUCUCAGGGAUCCAGAUUAGUUCCAAAUUGAAGAAAAGGUGAUUGCUGAAGAGCAGACUAAUCCCAUGGGAUAAUCUGAGAUUUUACAUUGGGGGAAACUUGUGAUUCCUUUGUAAAUGGCUUAGGACUAGAGAGAAGAGAACGAGAUGGUAGUAGGGCUGUAGGAUGUUAAACUUUCUAUUAUUAAUCCUUGACUCUUCUUUGGCCUUUUCCAAGUGAUCAUUUUAUUUGGGCUUCAAAAUUCUAAUGUGGAGUUGAGUUAUAUUUCA
Macadamia integrifolia is the source of this 1651-nucleotide messenger RNA. Its product is annotated as protein BZR1 homolog 1-like. Gene Ontology annotation, biological process: brassinosteroid mediated signaling pathway; DNA-templated transcription. Gene Ontology annotation, molecular function: DNA-binding transcription factor activity. NCBI's taxonomy places the organism in Eukaryota, Viridiplantae, Streptophyta, Magnoliopsida, Proteales, Proteaceae. The transcript is spliced from 2 exons. Bases 297 to 1247 code for a protein of 316 amino acids. The record is from RefSeq and is a predicted model, not a curated record.